UCGCCCGCUUCUCGCGACUCGCGCGAUCUCUUUUGCGUUCGACACGGAGCCGCUCAUGAGUUAGUCGAUGUUUUAUGUAUGAGAGAUAAAUAAAACUCGAUCCCGCAGGUGAGACAGGUCUAUCGUUGCGAAAGUUGUUUAUCUGCCGGAAUAUAUAUAUAUAUAUGCUUUUGUUCACGAUCGCGGAAGAUAUGACUUGUAAACUUGCAGAAUUACGCUGAAUAAAGGAAGUAAAUUAAAAACCGUGCAACUAUACAAAGUUACGUAAUUAUGAAUAUCAAGUUACGAUUAAUAAUGCAAUAAUGCAUUGAUACGACUAGUAAUCUUGGAUAAUUUAUUCGACAACAACGCGAUACAGAGAAUCCAGGGGGAGGACGUUCAAUACGAAAAAUGAAAUUCUUGAAAAAUGUAGCGAUACGUUAUCGGUGUUAACUGCAAAGAGUUACGUCACGUCCAGGCUUCUUUUUAAAGAUGGGUACUCGGGAGUAUUGAGUUACAAAACAUCGCGUGACGGCCAAGCGACAGAAAGAUAAUAUUUACUCUCUCGUCACUUUCGAUUGUCGACUAAAAUACUUCGCGUGUGCCGAAGCGCCAGUAUGGAGACUGCGGGCAGCGUGCGGCGGGCGGCUUUUCCUAAUCUUGGAUAAGGGGGAGGCCCACUUCUCGCGCCCAGAUAUACUUCGUUUCCACCGGCUUAUUUUUAUACACCCGUCCGCCUUUUCGCGCGUAAAUUGGUCGCGGGGCAGGGAAGGGGGAUCUGUCGUUGUUGUGCAAAUAGAUCGCGCGCGCGCGUGCACACGUGCCGCUUAUUAUCUCACUUAUUAAUCGCUGAAAUAGUUUAUCUCGUCGAUCACCGAACCCGAACUUUUGUAACAAUUACUACAACAGUGUGACGCCACGAACGUCCUAGAUCGAGUGAAGAUUGUAGCUCGAGAGUCGACUUUUCGUCUAUACGAGCGUACCUGAAACGGAAAAAAAAUUCCCGGCACGUUCCUCGAGUUAUUUCGCGCGGAUAUUCUCAGGCAUGCAUUCGGGGAUGCGCUCUCAGGUGCCGGCGGGAAGAAAGCGGAUAUUCCCGGUAGUACGUCGUGAAGUGGAUCGGCUGUUCGACGGCUGUGUGAUUGAGAUCCUCUUCGUCCCGUGAGAAGGCUAGUGAUCCGCGAAUGCGAGAAUCAUGUUGCGCCGCGACGCCGCGAGACCGUUUUUCCUGCCGCGGCUGGCUGCCGCCCUGUGCCGAUAGUGAAUGUCCUUCCUGGGCCGAUCGCUGUUCCGGAAGUCGCCCGCUGGUAUGCAGAGUAAAAUGCAGACGUUGAGCGGGCUCGCCUUCGCGAACGUGUUCAGGAAAAAGGCAAACAAGGUGACCGGGGGACCUCCUGCGGGCAAUGCACCGCCUCCGCCUACACUUAUCAACAAAAUCAAGUAUCAACCCGGUGGACCCGUAAUCAAAAAGGAUAAACGGCAAAGCAGCUCGAGGUUUAACAUAUCGAAAAAUCGGGAACUGCAGAAAUUGCCGCUGUUGUCCGAAACACAACAGGGAAACGAACGGGAGGAACUUUUUAUACAGAAGCUACGGCAAUGCUGCGUCCUUUUCGACUUCGAGUCCGAUCCGUUGUCGGAUUUGAAAUGGAAGGAGGUAAAACGCACUGCCCUCCACGAGAUGGUCGAGUAUGUAACCAAAAACAAAAACGUUAUUACCGAAGCGAUAUAUCCCGAAGCGGUGAACAUGUUCGCCGUGAAUUUAUUCCGGACGCUACCCCCAUCAUCAAAUCCUAAUGGCGCGGAGUUUGAUCCGGAAGAGGAUGAGCCGACGUUGGAGGCGGCUUGGCCGCACUUGCAGCUCGUCUACGAAUUCUUUUUACGGCUGCUGGAGUCGCAGGACUUCCAACCGUCCAUAGCGAGACGUUAUAUAGAUCAAAAAUUCGUGCUGCAGCUCUUGGAGCUAUUUGACUCCGAGGACCCGAGAGAGAGGGAUUUCCUUAAGACGACCCUCCAUAGGAUUUAUGGAAAAUUCCUGGGGCUGAGGGCGUACAUUAGGAAACAGAUCAAUAAUGUUUUCUAUCGAUUUAUUUAUGAGACGGAACAUCACAACGGCAUCGCAGAACUGCUUGAAAUUUUAGGAAGUAUUAUAAACGGCUUUGCUCUGCCUUUAAAGGAAGAGCACAAGGUGUUUUUGUUAAAAGUCCUGUUACCCUUGCACAAAGCUAAGUCAUUAUCCGUGUACCAUCCACAACUAGCGUACUGCGUCGUUCAAUUUCUGGAGAAGGACCCGUCGUUGACGGAACCUGUAAUUAGAAAUCUGCUGAAAUUCUGGCCAAAAACACAUUCCCCUAAAGAAGUUAUGUUCUUGAACGAGCUUGAAGAGAUCUUGGACGUCAUUGAACCAGCUGAAUUUCAGAAAGUCAUGGAUCCAUUGUUCAGGCAAUUAGCCAAAUGCGUAUCAUCACCGCAUUUCCAGGUGGCGGAGAGAGCUCUCUAUUAUUGGAAUAAUGAAUACAUAAUGUCCUUGAUAUCGGACAAUUAUUCUGUCAUCCUACCGAUUAUGUAUCCAGCCUUUUAUAGAAACUCCCGCAAUCACUGGAACAAGACGAUCCACGGUUUAAUUUACAACGCCCUGAAACUUUUCAUGGAGAUGAAUCAAAAAGUAUUCGACGAGUGUACAACACAGUACUAUCAGGAGCGUCAAAGAGAACGGAAGCUCAUGAGAGAGCGAGAUGAAGCAUGGAUGCGCGUGGAAGCGCUCGCGAUGAGGCAUCCAAACUAUAAUAUUGCAAAUAAAGGUACAACGAAUAAUACAUCUUACACAUCACCACAACACAUAGAUAACUCACCGCCUGACGAAGACGGUGACCCGGAUCAAACUCCGCUUACCUUGGAGAAAAUCGAAGCUAAAGCUAAUGAGGCGAAGAAAAUGACAAACGUGAACAAAGUGAAACCGCUUUUACGAAGAAAGAGCGAUUUACCGCAGGAUUCGUACACAAUACGAGCAUUGUCCGACCACAAACGCGCCGAUGAAUACCUUGUUACGCCGCCAGAUCCCAAUAAUUGCUAGUCUCUACCACAACCCCUUCCCAUGUAUCCUCUGUUUUGCUGUAGCAACAUCGGAAGUUAGCUUUCUUUCUGGGGGGGAAAACGGCGAUAAGAACGUGAUUAAUUUGGCUAAAAGUCCCACUGUGCGAAAUCAGUGAUGGUAUUAUCAUCUCAAUGUAUAUCACAUUGUAUUUGCUUUUUUUUUAUAGAAGAAAGGAGAAUCCUAUUAUCCCGCCGCAUAUCGAUUCAAAGACAGAGUGUAUAGGUACUCGUAGAAGCUUACAGAAAAAAACUCGUUCUUCAUAGAAAUGCGUUGUAUUUAUUUCUUCACUAUGAAAGAAAAAAAAACAUUGCGGUUGAGAGGAACUGUAAUAGCAUCAUUUAUAAAAAAACGCGCAUGUAAUAAGCGAGAAGGGCCCUAAAUACAUUACUUAUAGAAUCGCCAUCACCGAAUCAGCGCUUUGAAGUGCUACCCUCUGCUAUGUCUCAACAAUAAGAUAAUAUAUGGAUAAUGUACGUAAACGAGAUUUCAUUGUGGAUACUACGGUUGUAAUGGAUUUGGUUCUAUUCUAUUCUACAAGAGAUUUUAUAUACAGAUGAGAGUUUAUGUACGGGAAUGUGAUCGCAAGAUAUACACGUAUCCUCUCGAUGUUGUAACCCAUGCUAUUGCGCUAUGCGAGCUUGUUGUGUUAACAUUCUUGCGAACGACGCGUUUCCAUUUAUGUGCAAAUGAUAUAUACAUAUAUAAAUAUAUACGUACUUGCUUUAACACUACAGGCUCGUUGUAGUACGAGGAGAAACAAAUGAGUCGCGACGAAGGAGAAGAAUACACGCCGGUGUGCGCGUUAUCUUAGGAUGUAUAUGAUAGUGCUAUUUUAAAAAUAAUAGAUUGCUACGAGAAAAUCUGGAUACUUCUGAGUGUACUACUUUUGUAUCUGUUGUGCCUAGAUGCCUGUGGAAAAAAAAAAGAAUAUGCCUCCGCGCGAGGCCUAUAUACAUUACGAACAGCAAGAUUAAGCAGCGAGUUUACAUGUCGCUUUGCCAAAUAUAAUCGAUAUUACAGAAUUUCAGUAAUGCUUGCAUAACAUGUUGUGUUGUUAACUCAUUGAUCUUGAGAUUAAUUGAAAGAUUAUACUGUUGCGGCCCAGAGGUAGAAGGGAGAGGAAUAAAAGAAGAGACGAAAGAGGGAAGGGUUAAAAUACAAUUUAGUCCUUGCGCUGCUGGCAGGUUGUUACGUUAAUAAUUGUCGAGGAUACCUUGUUGAACAUAGAUAUGAUAAGCACUUAUAUUAAAUAUUAGAAAUUAAAAUUACGGAGAUAGAUUUAAAGUUUAUUUACUUAUUAAUUAUUCCUAUUCGAAAGAGAGAGGAAUGGCCAUUUCAGCUAACUGAUCAUUAAUUAGUGGUAUAAAUAUCAUAUUAUUAUUAGUUAUUGUAUUAUUUUUAUAUAGUAACAAGACGAAUAAUGACGAAAAUAGGGUAAUAGUAAUAAUGUAGUAGCUGGUACAUGUGGCAAAAUGCCUUGAAUCCGUUUAGUCUAUCCGGAAAUCUACGUUUUUCCCAAAUUAGAUCGAUAAUAAUAAAUAAAUCGUGCAUUUCUUAGAAAAAAAAUACCGUCACGUGUCAGAGGAAGAGAAAGAGAGGGAGAGAGAGAGAGGGAGAGAGAAAGAAGACGAGAAUUCUUAUACGCUGCAUGCAGCAACUCGAAAAGACAUCGAAUCAGAUAAUCUCCGCGAAUGUGAAUGUGCACGCCCGUAAAAGCUGGAAUCGAAUCGUAGAGGACCGGAAAAGGAAGGAAUUAAUCGUAAUAAUAAUAUUACUAUAAAUAAUAAUAACGCCGUUAUUAAGAGGAUAUAGAAUUGCCGGAUCGUUUCAAUGUAAUAAAGACGUUAAUCUUGCAUGGUACCGUGGGAGUUCUUUCAUACGUAUCAUGCGCAAAGCAUUAUAGGAAUAUUUCAUCCGCGAUCGUACAUCUUUUUUUCAAUAAGGAAUCCAAAUAGAGAUUAGAAGCGGUAUAAUUUUGCCGAAUUUAGAUCUCGACGCUUUUUGGAUGCUGUGAGCGUCCAAAAAAUGGUCUUUAGAUAAGAUGACGAUGGAAACGCAACGAUCGGUGUGAAAUUGAACUCGCCGGUAAAUUGUAUCGAUCUAGAUUUGAUCAGACACAGAGAUUUCAAACACAAACGUGCGAGAAUGGGCUUUCUUCCUGCUCGCGCGUCUGCAGCGGAUAUUGUAUAAAUGUAUACGUUGAAAUUAUACCGAUCCUAAUCUUUGAAUUCGAGUCGCCGGAUAUCGGAGUCAAGAGUAUCUCGACUGAAAACGCAAUAUAGAGAAGUAGAAAAUGCUCUCCAUCCCGUGACUUUCGAGAUCGAGCGCGUUCAAAAGUCCUCGAUUGAAAACCCAGUUAAACGCGGCAAGAUGAGACCUCGUCGUGCGCAGUUUGCAUUUCAUGUACCUGCAUAUAUCGUGUAAAUAAUAUAAUUAUUUUUGAAUGCAAUCUUCUUUUUCAGUUCCAAAGACACGCUCGUCGAGAGACGAGCGUGUUGUGCUAGAAGAAUUUAGCGCGAACUAUUUUCGAACGUUAUUUUAUUUCUCUUUUAUUUUCCGGAUACGUGGAAUUUCUGUAACGUUCAUGAAUUUGUCGUUAAAGAUUUAGAGGCGAAACUUAUAAUUUUAUUAUUAUUUUUUGUUUAACUCUACUUUUAUGUAUGCAGAUUUUUAUUGAAUUUUUCCUAGCGAGUUUACAACUGUAUAUUGUAUGUGUGUAAUCACUUUUGGCAGAUGCGCGCAAUACGUAUACAUGGAACUCUUUGAAAAAGAAAAAAAAGAUCUCUAUGUAAAUGGACACACGGUCGCAAUAUUGUAUACAAUGUCCGUGCCGCAAUCCGAAUUGAGAGGGACGGAGAGGAAGGAGGAGAGGAAAGAUAUCAGUAUCGCAUUAGACGUAAAAACCUUUACAGACAUAAUUUCGCUGAGGGCAUCUCGAUUGUAACAGGAUUUUCUAUGUGAUAUUUAAAUUAAUUUAUGUUAAUUUAAACUAUCCUUAUUAUACCGGACAUUAUAUGGAGCGUAAUCACGAAUCCACGAAAGAAAGAGAGAGAGAGUACCCGUCGCCUCUCCGUGGCCACGAGCAAUUUCGUUAUAUCCGUUCCAUAUUUGGAUGUCGUUCGAGCGAUCGAAUAUCGAAUUUGAGCGAUGAUAUUUCGUACACGUAUCUGCAAUUUGUUAAAAACAUAGUUUUAUAGUAAAUAAAGAGGAUUACGAGAAAA
This is a messenger RNA of Temnothorax curvispinosus, 6291 nucleotides long. Its product is annotated as serine/threonine-protein phosphatase 2A 56 kDa regulatory subunit gamma isoform-like. Gene Ontology annotation, cellular component: cytosol; protein phosphatase type 2A complex; nucleus. The record is from RefSeq and is a predicted model, not a curated record. The transcript is spliced from 9 exons. NCBI's taxonomy places the organism in Eukaryota, Metazoa, Arthropoda, Insecta, Hymenoptera, Formicidae. Gene Ontology annotation, biological process: signal transduction; protein dephosphorylation. Gene Ontology annotation, molecular function: protein phosphatase activator activity. The coding region runs from base 1244 to 3049 and encodes 601 amino acids.